Molecule: messenger RNA, 1039 nt
Organism: Jaculus jaculus (lesser Egyptian jerboa)
Lineage: Eukaryota; Metazoa; Chordata; Mammalia; Rodentia; Dipodidae
Product: olfactory receptor 4K15
Exons: 1
Coding region: 65-1039 (324 amino acids)
Biological process (GO): G protein-coupled receptor signaling pathway
Cellular component (GO): membrane
Molecular function (GO): olfactory receptor activity; G protein-coupled receptor activity
Source: RefSeq, a predicted model, not a curated record
UCUUCAGUGACUACUCUCUAUUUUGAUCCUGUGCAGGUGGCUGAAGACAAGUCUCAUCAAGUCAAUGCAAGGAACAAAUUAUUCUAGGGUGACUGAAUUUGUGUUGCUGGGACUCUCUAGUUCAAAGGAGCUACAACCCUUCUUGUUUCUCAUAUUUUCACUCCUCUACCUGGCCAUUCUGCUGGGCAACUUUCUUAUCAUUCUUACUGUGACCUCAGAUUCUCGUCUUCACACCCCAAUGUACUUUCUGCUUGCAAACCUCUCCUUCAUAGAUGUAUGCGUUGCCUCUUUUGCCACCCCCAAAAUGAUAGCAGACUUUCUGGUGGAGCACAAGACCAUCUCUUUUGAAGCCUGCUUGGCCCAGAUUUUCUUCGUGCAUCUCUUUACGGGUGGUGAAAUGGUUAUCCUCGUAUCCAUGGCCUUUGAUCGCUAUGUAGCUAUAUGCAAACCUCUCCACUACACGACCAUCAUGAGCCGCCGUGUGUGUGUUGCUCUUGUCUCCAUAUCCUGGUUUGUGGGCUUUGUCCACACUACUAGCCAGCUGGCAUUUACUGUAAACUUGCCGUUUUGUGGUCCUAACCAGAUUGACAGCUUUUUCUGUGAUCUCCCUCUGGUAACCAAGCUAGCCUGCCUAGAUACUUAUGUUAUCAGCUUGCUAAUAGUUGCAGAUAGUGGCUUUCUCUCGCUGAGCACCUUCCUCCUCUUGGUUGUUUCCUACACUGUGAUUCUCAUUACAGUCAGGAACCGCUCCUCUGCCAGCAUGGCCAAGGCCCGCUACACGCUGACUGCGCACAUCACUGUAGUCAUACUGUUUUUUGGACCCUGCCUUUUCAUCUAUGCCUGGCCCUUCAGCAGCUAUUCAGUUGACAAAGUGCUUGCUGUGUUCUACACCAUCUUUACUCCCAUUUUAAACCCGGUCAUCUACACACUAAGGAACAAGGAAAUGAAGGCACCUAUGUCAAAGCUGAAGAGUCGCUACCUGAAGCCUGGCCAGGUUUCUGCAAUCAUAAGACAUAUUCUGUUUCUGGCGUCAAAGUGA